Molecule: messenger RNA, 5375 nt
Organism: Carcharodon carcharias (great white shark)
Lineage: Eukaryota; Metazoa; Chordata; Chondrichthyes; Lamniformes; Lamnidae
Gene: sgip1a
Product: SH3GL interacting endocytic adaptor 1a
Exons: 23
Coding region: 301-2691 (796 amino acids)
Biological process (GO): clathrin coat assembly; clathrin-dependent endocytosis
Cellular component (GO): clathrin-coated pit; plasma membrane; cytoplasm
Source: RefSeq, a predicted model, not a curated record
GAGAGAGAGGAGAACAGGCAGAAAUGUGCAGCAGCCUUGUGACAAAAGGACACAUGCAUCAUCUGUGCUGAUGAACACAAGAACAAUGCUAUAGUUUAAUUAUUGCUGUUCAGCUUCUGUAACGCAUUUCUUUGAGGUUUUUUUCAUUAUUUUGGAGGCUCUAUAGUUGGGCAUAGGCUUCUGUAUUAAUCUGACAGUGCUGAUAAUUAAUCUUAUCUGCCUGGCUACCCGAAUAGGAUUAUAAGGCGGGGAAGUGCGUCACAAGGACCUUUGGAGAUUGAGGAAUGCAAUUCUGCCACCAUGAUGGAAGGAUUGAAAAAGCGAACACGGAAGGCUUUUGGUAUACGGAAGAAAGAAAAAGACACUGAUUCAACGGGUUCACCAGACCGAGAUGGAACUAAGAAAAGUAAUGGUGCUCCAAAUGGAUUUUACGCAGAAAUUGACUGGGAGCGCUAUAAUUCACCAGAAGUUGAUGAUGAAGGAUACAGCAUCAGGCCAGAUGACAAAUCAGGUUCUACCAAAGAGAAACACUUUUAUUCAUCAAGUGAGUCUGAGUCAGAAGAGGAUACACGGCGAAAAUUCAACAUUAAGAUUCGGCCUCUGCAGGCUAAAGAUACCAUUGUGUGUAUGGCAGCAUCAGUGGAUGAACUGAAGGCCUCUGUGGGCAACAUUUCUCUGUCUCCUUCACCAAUGGCAAUUAUCAAAAGGAACUUAUCCAGCGAAGAAAUUGCUCGACCAAGACGGUCAACACCCACAUCAGAAGUUGUCAGUAAGAAGGGGCCAGAGGAUACAGCAUCUCUGAUCCCACUCUUUGGCCCACCACUGGAGUCAGCUUUCGAAGGCAUAAAAUCAGAAGCGGUCAUUGAUCAGCCUGAGAUUUGGGGGCCAAUCCAAGCCAUUGAUUCCGAAAGACAGUCAUCAUUGACGACACGGUCAUUUCCUAUUGGAACUCCUCCUCCACUUCCUCCAAAAAAUGUUCCAGCCACACCACCUCGCACAGGGUCACCACUGGCAGAGAGUUCAGACCACACUAGCCUGAAAGGCACCAAAUCAGACCUUGAUGCAGCAACACAGCAACCUUUACCGAAUUCAGCCCAUGGGACUGUAGGGAAUGACCAGGGCACCGCAGAGGCCCAGCCUGACAAACUCUUAUCUAUCAAUGACCUGGAUGAUAUUUUUGGCCCAGUUGCGUCUCACAGAUCUGGAGUCGUCCUGUCGAAGAAUAAGUGGAUCGAUUUCUCUGAUCAACCUGCCCAUGACAAGGUUUCACCAGUGGCUCUGAGUGAAAACAGGUCCCUCGAUGCCCCUCCAAGCAUUCCUGUGCCUCUCGACCAUGAUGGGAGUGAGAAAAAUAGUUCUGAGCAGGUUUUAGUCAAGAGCGAAAAGAGCGAGUCGUCCUCCUCCCUGAAAGAGCUGGCUAUGGGGCAAAAGACCACGCCCCCUCCCCCUCCACCUCCUACCUACAGGACAGUGGUAUCGUCUCCAGGACCCAGUUCAGGCAGUGGCGUGUCCAGCAGCAGUGGUUCUUCAUCUCCUGCCCGUCCAGCAACACCAUCAGGCUUGACCAGUAACACUCCUCCUCCUCCACCACCUCGCCCUCCAUCACGGCCUAAACUGCCUCCUGGAAAGCCUGGUGUUACUGACAUGUCCAGGUCUUUUAGUCCUCCAAUACACUCAUCUAGUCCUCCGCCAGUAGCGCCAUUAGCUCGAGCAGAAAGCACCUCCUCCAUAUCUUCGACUAACUCACUGAGUGCCGCCACCACUCCUACAGUUGAGAAUGAUCAACCCUCCUUGGUAUGGUUUGAUAGAGGAAAGUUUUAUUUGACUUUUGAUGGGGCUUCCCGAGGACCGAGUCCCUUGACCAUGGGUGCACAGGAUACGCUCCCUGUUGCUGCAGCCUUUACAGAAACUGUCAAUGCUUACUUCAAAGGAGCAGACCCAAGCAAAUGUAUUGUGAAAAUUACUGGAGAAAUGGUUUUGUCAUUUCCAGCUGGGAUCACCAGGCAUUUUGCCAAUAACCAGUGCCCUGCAGUUCUCACAUUCUGCAUAACAAACUGCAGCAGGCUGGAACACAUCCUGCCGAACCCUCAACUUCUCUGCAGUAGCACUUCGCAAGGUGAUGCCAAUACAAGAGAAUUUUGGGUAAACAUGCCAAAUCUAAUGACUCAUUUAAAGAAAGUGGCUGAGCAGAAACCAUCAGCCACCUAUUAUAAUGUGGAUAUGCUAAAGUAUCAGGUAUCUUCACACGGCAUUCAGUCCACACCAUUGAACCUAGCAGUGAGCUGGCGCUGUGAGCCCACCAGCACUGAUCUUCGAAUAGAUUAUAAGUACAAUGCAGAGGCAAUGGUUACACCUGUUGCUCUCAAUAACGUCCAGUUCCUCACUCCUGUGGAUGGAGGAGUAGCAAAAGUACAGGCUGUACUUCCACCUGCUGCAUGGAAUGCUGAACAACAUAGGAUUCUUUGGAAGAUCCCAGAUAUAUCCCAGAAAUCUGAAAAUGGAGGUGUUGGAUCUCUCCUGGCCAGGUUUCAGCUAUCAGAAGGGCCGAGUAAGCCUGCAACAUUGGCUGUCCAGUUCACCAGCGAAGGCAGCACAUUGUCUGGCGUCGAUAUUGAAUUGGUUGGAGCAGGAUAUAGGUUUUCACUCAUCAAAAAGAGAUUUGCAGCAGGGAAAUACAUGGCUGAUAACUGAAUUCUCACAACUUUGCUCAGUGUUCAGUGUUACUCACCAGACAGCUUUUUAAAAAUAAACAGGAGACGUUAAGGACUGAACCUGUUAACAAACUUUUACUCACUGAUUUCAAACUUCUAUUCCAUGCGGCCAGAGCAUUUCCAACAACAAAAAGUCAAAGUAACAUCAGAAAAUGGCGACCAGUCCUGCAGUAUUAUUAAAUGAUCGAUGUGACAUUGGUAACAUUUCGUAUUUUACAGUGUAAUAAAUGUAUUUGUAAUUUGGUAUUCACCUCUCCCCACACUCUUCACUCCAGAUAUCUGUAUUUCAGCUGUUAUAGGCAUUUCAGAGAUAUCACAAUUAACUUGUAGGCUAUGCCUCUUCAAACAUGUAGCAUUGUAUUUGGGAUGAGUAGCAUUGUCUAAGAAAUAUAUUGCAUACUUUCAAUUUUUAGCCCCUUGAUCUACCAGUAUUGAUGCCAAUAGUUUAAGAUUUUUUAAUUACUUUUUUUUUUACUGUUUGCAUACAUAUAUUUUUAAUGUUGAAAACCUUCCCAAUCUCCUGAUUAGUGAAAAAGAAUCAUUUUGCAAAGCAAUGCUAUGUUUUAGAAGAAUGCCCUGUAUAGUGAGAGAGAGAAGGUGUGCAAUAAUGUUGGAUAAAUAUCUUGUUUGUACAAAAUGGUCGGGGAGGAGAGGGGGUUGGCUGUUAACCUUUCAGAGAUAAGAGGAAAGUCCACUAAUAUUGGAUUUUAUAACAAAAAAUCCAAAAGAGGCCAGUCAGAAUCUGAUAGAAAAAGUUUAACAUUUCAGAUGGGACCCUGUGCUUCGGGUGCUGCCUGAAAUAUCUUUCAGCUGUAGGCUAACUGCAAUUCCAAUAUUAAAUUUGCUGCCUGGAAAUGUUGUAUCAGUUUCAUGUCAGUGCUGAAAGCUAUAGCAUUCUAAUGUGAAUAUUGAUUCCAGCAGCUUCUUCAAAAAAACAUUUACUUUGCUUUGGUAAUGUGGUUGCAAUUUUUACAUAAUAAAAAUGAAAUGACUUAAAAGUAGAAGAAAGGUUACAAUGUGAAGAUGUGGACAAAUGACCACCUGAGUUUCAUUUUCAAAGUUCCAUCAUGCACAGAUUUUUUUGUUAUCAAUUAUAACUCAGAUUUGCAUCGACACACUUGCUGAUAAAGCAUUGUUUUGAAGCUUUUCAAGGAGUCUGUCUGGUAUACUGGGGAUAUUGAUCACUAGAAAUAGCUUGGAAUGCUUAAAUGAAUCUUCUCUCCCCAACCCACUGACACAGCAAAAAAAAAGUUUCGCAUGACUAAAACUGGUACAUUCAAUAUCGAUGGUUCUUGAAUCUUAGGUGCAGUGCUAUACGAAGUGUCUAGAUAUAUAAUACAAAGAGACAAAUAUUUUGCACACUUGCCACUGAACAUAUCUCCGUCUUCUGGUCAGAAAACAGCAGGCAAAGCAGCUGAGGGACUGCAACCUUCCUGAGCAGCAGUUCAGCUCCUGAUAACCAGAGCACCUGGUCUGCAGACCACCUUCCCCAACACUAGGUUUAAAAACGAUUACCAUUUGCAACUUUAAAGGAACCAUGCGUGCAAACACUUUCACAUGUGCUACUUUUAAAGUCAAUCCACCUACUGGAGAAAGUGUUCUGUAAUAUAAAUGGAGCUGGGAGCUGGUUUUAUAUGAUUCAUAACUUGGUGCAGUAUGGAGUUAUUUUUCUCCGUUGAUGUGUUCCCUCAAUGCUAAUGAUAAAGUAGGUGUUGCUCCUUUAGUGGUCUAUUAUAUUUGGUACUCUACACAUAUUAAUCAACUUUGGGUUUAUUAUAGCUGUCUAUCAAAUGAUGUGAAUGGGAAAGCAGAUGCCCUUUCUAUCAUCUUUUUGGAGUAUUGCAGCACUGUUCUGCACAGCUGCUGUGUACUGUGAAUGUACUUGUAAGGAUUUGAGAAAAACAGUUAGAUCUGACCAUUUCUGGCCGUUUUUUUUUACCUUAUAGAUAAGAAUAAUUCCAUUGGUACUUCAGUGGCCUCCUAGGUAAAGGAACUGCUGGCUAUAAAAGUGCAUUGUGCAGACCAGAAAGUCCAAGGUUUGGUUCAUGGUCUGUGAGAGUUGAUUUCAAAUGGGCAGCAAUUGAAUUGCAACAAUUACCCUUAGAGUCCCCUGGGCUAGGGAGGAAAAAAUGAGCAGGGGCUCCAUCCCUGAUUACUGUGCAGUGGCUCCUACUGGAAAGAGCAUGUAUCUGGAUGUUGGGUGAGAACAGGAUCAUGCUUGCUGUCAUACAUUCAUAGUUGAAUAGCUUGUCAAUACAUCAUCAGGGCACACGUACACGCAUAAAGGAUAGCUACUUGGGGCAAAGUACUGAAAGGCUUUUGGGCCUGUGCACCAUAUCUCAGCAGGAGUCAACGCCUUCUGAAGAGAGGGAGAAAAUUGAAACAAAAAUAAGAAACAGCUCCAUUCAUCUUGCGUGCUAUUUUGUAAAUACCGACUUUUUUAUAUAUAUAUAUAUAUACAUAUAUACAAAUAUAUAUGUCAUUUCCUCAGUGACUGUUUUCCCUGUCGGUUCAUUGCACAUAAUUAUGAAUAUGCAAUUAUGUUUUAAUGUAUUAUGUAGUAAAGAAAUGGUCUGGCCAUUUAUAAAUCAAAUUCUAAAUUCUAUACAGUAUGGAAAUUAAACUGUAAUAACUGUUUAAAAAUUAAAUGUCACUUUUCUUUGA